UUUUUUUUUUUGCUUGCUUCUCCCCUUCUCAUUCUUUCUCCUUCUCUUUCUCCUUCUCUUUCUUUUUCCUUUUCUUUUGUUUUCUCUUUCCACUCUGCGUCAUAUCAAGUAAUCAAGCAAUAAUAAAUCAAUGAAGAGUUUGAAGGGCGUCUUGACACGGAACAAGUCGAAAAACAAUAAUAUCCUACCAGCUAACAACUCCACCUCUACCAUCAACACUGUCCCAGCUGCCGACGCUCCUCUCCCCUCUUCUUCUUCCUCAAUAGCAACUAGUACUAUUAAUACUUUAAUUACUCCUACUACUGCUUCCAGUAAUCCUACUCAAGUCGCUGACAACGCGUCUUACAUUCACAAUAACAAUACCAUCAAUACCAAUAUCAACCUCCCUCAUCAUAAUAACACUACUCCCACCACGGCCUGUCCCAUUACCAAUUCUAGUCUUAGUCCUACCCAGGAACCCCAUAUCCUCUCCAACCUCAGCAAUAGCACGGUUCAUACCUCUAAUAACAACAACCAGAACCAACAACCACAGGAACAACCCAUCACAUCUGUCAAGGAGCCCAUAAAGGCAAUAGAAAUCCCUUCUAGAACGCCGCUCGAGAAUAAAUCUGGGAGCACUCUUGCCAAUUCUACAAACCCAAGCAUUACCAUCCUCGGUGACAACAUGACUCACGAUCAGCGCGACAAUCAUACUCCUACAAUUGUGGUAAUGAAUGUAGAGCCAUCUGAAUAUCAUCAGCCUGGGGCAUCACCGCAGUUUACAGGGGGCCUUCCAUCCUCACCGACUCCGGCAUCUCCUUCGGCCAAACAAACUGGUGAGAAAGAAGUUCCUAAGAGUGGACCCAUUAAUAGGAUGAAGAACGCACCCAAGGAUGCCAUCCCUAUAAGCAAAACUCCCAGACGACAACGAUCAUCUCGAUUCCAUGUAACAGAACGCGUCACGCUGGAAAGACUUCAGGCAUUAGACGACGUGGCACAUAUUGAUCGUCAGGAGCUGUUUUUGAAAAAGAUUGGACAAUGCUCAGUUGUUUUCGACUUUAAUGAUGCAUCUUCAGAACUCAAGGGCAAAGAAAUCAAGCGGCAGGCAUUGACAGAAAUUCUUGACUACAUCUCUAACAACAGAGGUGUGAUCACAGAGCCUGUAUAUCCUGAGGUCGUCAAAAUGUUUGCAAUGAAUCUCUUUAGAACGAUCCCCCCUCAGGUGAAUCCCUCGGGAGAGGCAUAUGACCCUGAGGAAGACGAACCAGUGCUGGAGUUAGCAUGGCCUCAUCUUCAAAUCGUUUAUGAAUUCUUUCUUCGCUUCAUCGAAUCCCCUGAUUUUAACACCAAUAUGGCAAAGAAAUUCAUUGACCAUCACUUUAUCCUCCAGUUGCUUGAGCUCUUUGAUAGUGAAGAUCCUCGUGAGCGCGACUUUCUAAAAACGACCCUUCACCGUAUCUACGGCAAGUUUCUCAAUUUGAGAGCAUUCAUCCGCCGAUCAAUCAACAACGUUUUUUUUCAAUUUAUUUAUGAGAAAGAACGACACAACGGGAUUGCGGAGCUGUUGGAAAUUCUGGGAAGCAUUAUCAACGGAUUUGCUCUCCCACUUAAGGAAGAACAUAAGACCUUUCUCACUAAAGUAUUAAUACCGCUUCACAAGGCAAGAUCAUUGACACUUUACCAUCCUCAGCUGGCCUAUUGUGUAGUUCAAUUUUUAGAGAAGGACCCCACGUUAACUGAGGAGGUUGUCCAUGGUUUGCUGCGCUUUUGGCCUAAAGUCAACAGUCCCAAAGAGGUGAUGUUCUUGAAUGAAAUUGAAGAGAUUCUGGAUGUCAUUGAACCAUCCGAAUUCGUCAAAAUAGAAGGCCCUUUAUUUACGCAAAUCGCACGCUGUGUUUCGAGUCCACACUUCCAGGUUGCAGAGAGAGCACUAUACUAUUGGAAUAACGAGUAUAUUGUUAAUCUGAUUCAUGACAAUGCCAAUGAAAUUUUACCGAUCGUGUUCCAAUCCUUGUACAAGAACUCAAAGACACAUUGGAACAGGACUAUCCAUGGGUUGGUAUUUAACGCGCUUAAAUUAUUCAUGGAUGCAACACCAAAACUCUUUGAUGAGUGCACCAAUCAUUUUCGUGUAGCACGUCAAAAUGAUAGAAAACGUUUGCAGGAAAGAGAUGAUAUCUGGCAACGACUCGAGCAACGGGCAGCAGAAAACUAUGCCAAUCUUUCCGCGCAGGGCGCGGUUUCGGUCCCAUUACCACUUCCAGCAGAUCCCAUCUCUGUACCACUCGAGUCUUUUGUUCAUGGAGCGAUCGCUGAUGAAGCAGAUGAAGAGUUGUCGGGAAAUGAUUCAGACGCAGACCAGGAUCUUUACAGUGACAAUUUGCAGACAUUCGAUAACACUGGACCAGUCAUUCCUCAGUUCCGGAGAAAGUCUAUUAUACCAGUGGAUGAGACUGUCCUUAAUGAACUUUCACGUCAUAUCAGUCUAGAUGAGAUGCUGGACUUCCCACAGUCAGCUGCAAGCCAUGAGAAUGAUUAAUACAUGCCGGAGUAGACAGAGCGGAAGACUCGGAAAAGAGCUUAGCUAGAUACCCGAAUCCAUAAAAGUAGACGUAGACGGAGCGAAUAAAUCGAGUUAAGGAACUCAUAAAAUAAAUAAAAAUCCCUG
Messenger RNA from Lobosporangium transversale, 2647 nucleotides. RefSeq names its product phosphatase 2A regulatory B subunit-domain-containing protein. Gene Ontology annotation, molecular function: protein phosphatase regulator activity. The transcript is spliced from 11 exons. The coding region runs from base 131 to 2518 and encodes 795 amino acids. The record is from RefSeq and is a predicted model, not a curated record. Lineage: Eukaryota; Fungi; Mortierellomycota; Mortierellomycetes; Mortierellales; Mortierellaceae. Gene Ontology annotation, biological process: signal transduction. Gene Ontology annotation, cellular component: protein phosphatase type 2A complex.